Messenger RNA from Pecten maximus, 1443 nucleotides. Its product is annotated as polycystin-2-like. Gene Ontology annotation, molecular function: calcium ion binding; calcium channel activity. Gene Ontology annotation, cellular component: membrane. The transcript is spliced from 5 exons. Gene Ontology annotation, biological process: detection of mechanical stimulus. Bases 1 to 1443 code for a protein of 480 amino acids. The record is from RefSeq and is a predicted model, not a curated record. NCBI's taxonomy places the organism in Eukaryota, Metazoa, Mollusca, Bivalvia, Pectinida, Pectinidae.
AUGGAACCAAUCGAUGCCGUUUCUUCUCUACUGGAGAUUAAACAACACAAUUGGCUUGAUAAAAAGACACGGGCUAUGUUUGUGGAGGUGCUUCUUAUGAAUACGAAUACAAUGCUAUUUACUCAGCUCCUGGUGGUUUUCGAACUCCCAGCUAUCGGUGGUAUAUUCACAAAAAUUGAAGUAGAGACGUCUAAUCUGUACCCUUACAGAAAUACACUUGGCAUUUCCAUCCUAGUAUUACAAGCACUUUUCAUCUUGAUUACCGUCGUCAGGUUUAUUUCGUUGAUCAUCACAGGAAUACGAAGCAAAUGCCGAUGUUUUCUUGACAGAAAGCAUGUGGUCCAACUCAUCACAGUUGCCGUGUCUGUUACAGCUGUAGUGUGUCAUAUAAUGCGGUCUAUCAGAAUGAUAAAUGCUCUCAACACACUCCACGUCGAGGACGGUUUUCUAACGUCGUUCGGAGAGGUAUUCCUGUGGGACCAGUAUUACUCCAUGUGUGUUGGAGUGAUUACGUUCUUCGCCAUAUUGGACCUCCUUAAAGCCCUGACCUUCAAUUAUCACAUAUACCUGAUGUAUCGCACAAUGGUUGUGUUUCUGUUUGAGAUCUGUCAGUUUACGGCCACUCUAGUCGUACUUAUAUUUGGAUUUUCUUCCUUCAUCCACCUUUUAUAUGGUACUCUAGAUUCGGACUACAAAAGCGUGUCUGAUGGUGUUCUGUCUUUGUUUCGAAUGACAAUAGGAAUGUUCAAAAUGCGUCAUUUAGAUGAGCAGAUGGAAGAGGAGGGUGCACUGAUUAUAUUUGGAAUCUUCAGCGGUAUUGUAACAAUUCUGUUUAUAAAUUUAUUCAUCAGUGCAUUAAAUUACGCAUGGAAGGAUUCGAAGUCUCAGAUCGAUGCAGGUCUAGCAGACUUUGAUGCAGAACUAAACGGAUACAUUUGGAAACGUAUCACCAAUUUGUCCAUGUAUCCAGCACGGAAGAGGCCACAGAUCACCGACGAAACCGACGGUGCUUGCAAGAUCAAUAGCAGUGAAGGCAUAGCAGUGGAUUUCAGAAAGGGAGAGGGCAAAUUCGCAUUAUUCUGUUCUACAUUGACCAAGUAUUAUGUGGAGGACUCGACUCUGGAGAAAGACAUGUUCAGCAAACUUUUGGCUAGCAUAUUAAGAAAAGGUCCCAAUUUCCUUUGGAAGAAAACCAUUAUUCUUAAUGAUAGUAUAUUCUACACGUAUAGCAAAGAUGAACUGGCAAAGGACACAAUUCUGACCAUGAAAGUUACAUCAGGACAGACUACUACACCUGUUGACGUUAAAUGCAUAUCAAUUCAAGAGGCAGCACGUAUGGGCCUUAUACCCUAUGGUUCCAACACUAAACCAUUAUCUCAGUUCUGCAUUGUCCAUAGGGAAGACGAUGCCGCGUCGGAGGUAUCGGUAUCUGAGGUACAGUAA